This is a messenger RNA of Ceraceosorus guamensis, 1115 nucleotides long. RefSeq lists its product as hypothetical. The transcript is spliced from 2 exons. NCBI's taxonomy places the organism in Eukaryota, Fungi, Basidiomycota, Exobasidiomycetes, Ceraceosorales, Ceraceosoraceae. Bases 437 to 943 code for a protein of 168 amino acids. The record is from RefSeq and is a predicted model, not a curated record.
CGAGACACGCGCGCAGCACAAAUUAGCCUCACAAGUCUGUCAGACACCGCUCAAGACGCCGUGAGCGUAGUUGCCAGGUCCAGACGAGCUGGGGACGGCUUGGCUGGCUGGAUGAUGCGGGACUCUGUGUCCGAGCCGCCUGCAUGGUACAGUAUAGUCUUGAGUCACACUCGUCCCUCUUGCAACUUGUCGAAUCCUGUAUGCGAUGCUUUUUGACCACCACCACUACCCCCACUUUGCCUACCUUGACGAACCCCCACCUCAUUGACGAACACCUUUGACGACUUUCACGACAAUUUUUGGAUAACGACAGACAGAGAGGCCCCAAUCAACGCGCGCCUUUUUAUUGCUACUUGCCAUAUAUACUCUUGCAAUCAGCAAGUCGCUCGCGCGCACCCCCCAAACAUCAACAUCACACCUCUUGAUACUAGCAACCAUGGGCAUUGUCUGCAGCUGCUUCUCCACCGUCUUUCUUUGGACUGGCGAGCUCCUCGAGAACCUCGCCCUGGCGAUCGGUGAAAUCUCUUCCAUUCUCAUCCGGGGCAUCUUUUCGCUCCUGAUUGGGCUGUGCGAUGUGCUAGCAGCCAUUUCAUGCUGCUGCCGUGUGCCCUACAGCGAACGACCAGGUCGAAGUGGCUACACGUACGACACCGUCCUGCUAGCCGACAGUCCACCUUUUCUUCGAGGUGCACCAGCAGCAGUGUCGGUACCAGCAGCAUCCAGCGGUACUGGGGUGCUCAGGAGCGUCUUUACCAAGCAGGGCAGACAACACAGAAAGGAUGCACGCGCUGCCAAAGCUCAGAACGAGGCGGCUAGGAAGAAGGAAGCUGCCAUCAAGAAGGAAGCGCAGGACGCUGAGAAGGCCGCCGCGAAGCAGAAGGCUGCUGCAGAUGCCAAAGCUGCCGAGGUCAAGGAGCAGGUGGAGGAAAAAUCACAGAAAUGAGACCAAGCGUCCUGACUCCUUUGGACAACGAAUUCGCGAGCGAUCUCCAUCCUUCGCCGUGCGAAAUUGAUCCUCUCCCCUUUGCUUCACUGGACCGCUAAGCCUGAUCACUUGGCUCAACUGUAAACAGUAAUGACUUUCCGCUAUUCCUCGAAUCGUAUCGCUCGCCAGA